UUCUCAUAUUUAGCAUUUCAGUUUUAACAUCUCCUUCAUAAAUAAGCAAUAAAAAUUUCGUCACAUACAUGAAAUAUAAAAAAUAAUGUGUAGUAUGCUAUCGAUAAAACUGCACUAUCUAUCGAUUUUUAACAACAACAACACUUUUUUAGCAGCUGUUUACAUUCAAAUCUAUUGGCGCAAUUCCGCAACAAAUGCAAUCCACUAUUUUUAUCCAAUUUGAUUUUAAAUAAAAAUAUUGCAUGUUUUAUUUGCUAAAGUAAUGGUUAGAGUACGAGGUGUGAAGUGUGCCAUAUCAUCUGAUGGGCACUUACUUAAAGGCGACGGCGUUCUUAUCACCAAUCCAAAGCAUGUGGAAUUUGUGCGCAAACGUAGAAAGGACUUUCGUCCAGAAUAUCGUGUGUGCGGAGAAUGUGCAAAAGUACUUACACAUUUGUAUAAUAUGAAAUUAAAGAGCGCUAUAGAGAAAAAGCAAAGUCACUCACUAACUGUGUCCUCUUCGUCGUCAGUGGAUGACUUUGACCGCAUUGUAUAUAAAACACCACGUACAAAACAUCUUCGCGAUUUUGUUAAGCAAAGUGCACCAUACAAUUUGGGUGGACGUUCACAGGAAUUAAGUGAUAGUAUUGAAAAAGAAAAUUAUGCUAACAACGGAAAUGCUGGGAACACAAGCAACGAUUCAUCAACACAUUCGCUAGUGGUUAGUGAUGAUAGCAGUGUAAAUUCCAUAACUAAUGUUAGUUUAGGAAAUGUGCCAUCGCCCGGUGCCCACGAAGUUGUAUCAGACAUAACCGAUAAUUCACAGCAAUUGUCACAAGAUAUAAGGCCAAUAGCCAAUGCUUCAACGACUGCGACAAAUGAAGUAAGGAGUGUAGAAAAUAAUAAAGGAGGAAAACAUGUAGCUGUAAAUUUACCAGCGCCUAUUGCAAACAAUCGGGCUGCAUUAGUUUCAGAAAAUUUAUCUACAAGCAGCGAUGAUGACUUUGACAAUUUCCUACCAAGUUUGAAUGCAGUUAAUGGUACGCGUUUACCUCAUAUACAACCAAUACCGAAACGCAGGCACUUUCAGCACGCCAUACCAACGGUGCAGGAAAUCUAUAUGCAAGGUAUCACCGGCGGUUAGAUUGGACAACGGAGGUCUUCGGUAAAAUUAAUAUAUACAUAAUAUUUUAGGCAAAUUGUUUGUAUUUAUACUGAUGUUCAAAAUUUUAAAUUUUUAAUAGAUAUUUAAGUUAAAAAGUUGUUAAUGUGAAUCAUAUAUAUUAUAUUUAGGCUUCUAUGUGCAGUUUUUAUGGUAAUAAUUGUGUGUACCAAUAAAAUUACUCUUGAUUGUAUAUGUAUUUUAGCAACAGGCUCGCUUAUUUCAAUAAAAAUUGUAACAAUAAAAACGAAA
Messenger RNA from Bactrocera oleae (olive fruit fly), 1393 nucleotides. RefSeq lists its product as uncharacterized. Lineage: Eukaryota; Metazoa; Arthropoda; Insecta; Diptera; Tephritidae. The record is from RefSeq and is a predicted model, not a curated record.